This is a messenger RNA of Hibiscus syriacus, 1349 nucleotides long. RefSeq names its product BTB/POZ domain-containing protein At1g21780-like. The coding region runs from base 113 to 1093 and encodes 326 amino acids. The transcript is spliced from 4 exons. Lineage: Eukaryota; Viridiplantae; Streptophyta; Magnoliopsida; Malvales; Malvaceae. Gene Ontology annotation, molecular function: protein binding. The record is from RefSeq and is a predicted model, not a curated record.
UCAACUGAUAAGCAUUCGACUUUGGCAAGGGAAAGAGGGCGUGAAAGAAACGUCUUAUCUCCUUCUACGGCGACGCCGUUACUCAUACAAACUACACGCAAAGGAAAGGAAAAUGGGUGAUUCCAAGGUUGAAACGAUCUCCAGAUUAGCUCAAUGGAAGAUCGACAACUUCGGCCCUUGUUCUUACAAAAAAUCCGACCCUUUCAAGGUCGGUCUUUGGAAUUGGCACUUGUCUAUAGAGAAGAAUCGAUAUUUGUAUAUUCGUUUGUUUCCUGAGGCGUCUCGGGUGUCCAAGGAGCAGCCUCCUUACGCUAAAUUCAUACUUCGGAUCUCUAAUGUUGGUGUUAAUCGUAGACUCUAUAUCUCCCCAGUUCAUGAUAGACAGCUGCGAACAUCUGACGAUUUUUUUUGGCCUGUUGAUUCUACAUUCAAUGGGCGCUUCGUCAUUGAUGUUGAGUUCCUGGACCUAAGGAUCUGCCCUAUAAAUGGUGGUGAAUCCAUUUCCAUAUGGCCCGUUGAUGGAACAUUGCAAUCUCUGUCAACUCAAAGCACCCUGCGCUGCCUUGCUCGCAUGCUUGAUGAAGAUCUUCAUUCAGAUGUUACAAUCCAGACUUCCGAUGGUACUCUAAGAGCACACAAGGCAAUUUUAUCUGCAAGUUCACCUGUUUUCGAGAUCAUAUUCCAUCACAACCUUAAGGAAAAGGCGUCAUCCACAAUCCAUAUAGAGGACAUGUCAUUGGAAUCCUGCUCGGCCCUUCUCAGUUACUUGUAUGGAACGAUAAAGCAAGAAGACUUUUGGAAGCAUCGGCUGGCAUUACUGGGGGCAGCAAAUAAGUAUGAAAUUGUAGAUUUAAAAGAUGCUUGCGAGGAGAGCCUGUUAGAAGACAUCAACUCACAGAAUGUCCUCAAGAGGCUGCAGGAGGCUUGGCUUUGCCAAUUAACCAAGCUGAAGAAAGGGUGCAUGACGUACUUGUUUGAUUUUGCCAAGAUUUAUGAUGUUAGAGAAGAAAUCAAUUACUUUUUCAGGCAGGCAGACCGAGAACUGAUGCUGGAUAUGUUUCAAGAAGUGUUGACGGUUUGGAAACCGGUAUGACUUUCCUUUUGGAGUCUUUAUUUUACCUUUCGGUUGCUGGUGAUCGGACAAAUAUGUGGGAGUCCUGAUGGUAUAGUUUGUUGUAUAUUAAUAAAAUCCGAUGUUUUGUUUUCAAAUAUCCAUAUAUAUGCCUGCAUGGUUAAGGUAUUUUCAUGCCCGGAACUGGUAGCUUGAUGUGUGUGUAGGUCCGUAUAGUAAUUGAUACAAAAACUUCAUUUGUAUUUAAGUAAUGUAAGCUUGGGUUGUUUCAGUGUCA